Messenger RNA from Hemibagrus wyckioides, 1180 nucleotides. Its product is annotated as CD209 antigen-like protein C. The record is from RefSeq and is a predicted model, not a curated record. Gene Ontology annotation, biological process: biological process involved in interspecies interaction between organisms. Gene Ontology annotation, molecular function: D-mannose binding; fucose binding. The coding region runs from base 71 to 955 and encodes 294 amino acids. Gene Ontology annotation, cellular component: external side of plasma membrane. The transcript is spliced from 5 exons. NCBI's taxonomy places the organism in Eukaryota, Metazoa, Chordata, Actinopteri, Siluriformes, Bagridae.
UUGCACACACAAAGUGGAGGUUGGUGGAUGCAGGGAGAACUAACAUACUUCAGUGUUUAAUCGACUAGAGAUGUCUGAGCUAGUUUCUGAUUAUGUGAAAUAUGCUGAGAAGACAGGACAGCACAUAGAGAGGGCAGUGGAAAUCUGUGAGAGCGCAGAUGCUGUUAAAGAAGAGACAAAGGCCAUCAACAGAAAGAAAAGCAUACAGACUGGACACACAGCAGGAGGCCCUGCAGGGGGCAGAUGUUACAAACUGACUGCAGUGUGUGUGCUGCUGCUGCUCUAUGUUCCCCUGCUGUCUGCUGUCACAGUGCUGUGGAUCAAAUACAACAAUCUGAAUAGAGAAAAAGACCAGUUACAGACCAGUAACAACAACCUGAAUAUAGAAAGAGACCAGUUACAGACCAGUUUGAACAAACUGAAGAACGAGAAAAACCAGUUACAGUUUCAGAAAGACCAACUACUGUGGCAUAGAGACCAGUUACAGUUGCAAAGGGACCAGUUAGUGUCUCAAAGAGACCAGUUACAGAAUGAGACAUCAAGACUGCAGAACGUGCUUCUGAAACUUGGUUGGAGAUUUUUCAGCGAGAAUAUUUACUACAUUAAUACUGCAAAGAGGACCUGGAAUGACAGCAAACAGGACUGCAUAACGAGAGGCGCUAAUCUGGUGACCAUAAACAGCAGAGAGGAACAGGAGUUCAUCAGUACACAUUUCAAUGGUACUGAAGCUUGGAUUGGUCUGACUGACAGAGUCACAGAGGGGGAAUUUAAAUGGGUGGAUGAUUCACCACUGACCACUGCGUUCUGGUGGAAUGGAGAACCAAAUGAUUAUGAACAAAAUGAAGACUGUGCUAUAACAAACUAUAGACAUGCCAAAUAUAACAUCUCGACCUGGGCUGAUUAUCCCUGUCUCUAUGCUGUAGCUGGGAUUUGUGAGAUGAAAAUAUUUAACUGAGCACCUGGGAGUCAUUCUCUGAAACUGAAAAAAAAAGCUUGAAGCUUGAAUGAUUCUGUAUAACAGCUUUACAACUUCUGUAAAUUUAAAAAUGAGGAUUAAACUUAAUUCUUUAUUUAAAUACAUCCUGGUUUUGAAUUUCCAAAGAGCUGGAAUGACAAGCCAUGCUCUGAAGAAGAGUGAGUCUAUGAAAAGAAAAGUACUUUUAUUUUAGAAAACUUGAAU